Messenger RNA from Engraulis encrasicolus (European anchovy), 762 nucleotides. RefSeq lists its product as uncharacterized. Lineage: Eukaryota; Metazoa; Chordata; Actinopteri; Clupeiformes; Engraulidae. Bases 1 to 762 code for a protein of 253 amino acids. The transcript has a single exon. The record is from RefSeq and is a predicted model, not a curated record.
AUGAGAUGCAGUAGCCUGUGCAGUAUCACUUCUCAACAUGCAAAACAGGUCCCCACACCACCAAAACUGGUCCCCACACCACCAAAACAGGCCCCCACACCAUCAAAACAGGUCCCCACACCACCAAAAUGCAAAACAGGUCCCCACACCACCAAAACUGGUCCCCACACCACCAAAACAGGCCCCCACACCAUCAAAACAGGUCCCCACACCACCAAAACAGGCCCCCACACCACCAAAACAGGUCCCCACACCACACCACCAAAACAGGUCCCCACACCACCAAAACAGGUCCCCACACCACCAACAUGCACAACAGGUCCCCACACCACCAACAUGCACAACAGGUCCCCACACCACCAAAACAGGUCCCCACACCACCAAAACAGGUCCCCACACCACCAACAUGCAAAACAGGUCCCCACACCACCAAAACAGGUCCCCACACCACCAACAUGCAAAACAGGUCCCCACACCACCAACAUGCAAAACAGGUUCCCACACCACCAACAUGCACAACAGGUCCCCACACCACCAAAACAGGUCCCCACACCACCAAAACAGGUCCCCACACCACCAACAUGCACAACAGGUCCCCACACCACCAAAACAGGUCCCCACACCACCAAAACAGGUCCCCACACCACCAAAACAGGUCCCCACACCACCAACAUGCAAAACAGGUCCCCACACCACCAAAACAGGUCCCCACACCACCAAAACAGGCCCCCACACCACCAAACUGUUGAUGAGAUACAGUAG